GGGGGGGGGGGCGACUACCGGCGCUGGUCUCUCGGUCUUGGCUGGCUGGUUGGUCGGUGAUGUUGCCUUCCUCUUGCCAACGGCGGCUGAUCGGGCCUGUGGCGUGGCGACUGGCUGUACCGGCGAUACCGGCCAGUUCUGCCUGGGCCACGUGACGGUCGGCGAUGGAGGGUCGUCUUGGGGUGUCUCUAAUAUUUUGAGGAUCUUUUUUGAUACCGACAAGGACCAGUCUAAUGAUACUUAACAAAUGCGUAACACAAAAUACUUUACAGUGCACGAUCAUGGAAGUGGUAUCGAGAUUAGUUUGCGUGUCUCUUCCUAAUUAUUUGAAAGGUCUUCCUAUUCCAUCCUCACUUUUAGGAUUUGCAAAACUUUCAGCUCAUGAGUGGCUUUCUCUCGUUCCAUUUGUUGGCACUGUUAGUGUGAUCAUAUAUGUGACUAUUCAGGCGUUUCGUCCUAAGCCUGAGAAGGCAGACUACCCUGUGAAUAGGAAGAUACAGAAGGAGAACCCGAAGGUUGUGAAUGUAGUCGAUAUAGAGGAGUUGGGAGACAAGGUCAGCUACUGCCGGUGCUGGAGGUCAAAGAAGUUUCCUCUAUGUGAUGGUAGCCAUACAAAGCACAACGAAGUCACUGGUGACAAUGUCGGACCUGUUGUUUUGAAGCGGAAGGAGUCCUCUAAAUAAUCUCAACACUGAACUAGAUUAUUAACAAACUAACUUUAGAAUGCCACAUUAAACAUAACUAAUGUUACAAGCUUCAUGCUAGUAGAUGAAGUGGGCAGAGGUUUAAUCUUGCCACCCAGGUAUUGUUGAGUUAUAAUAUACAUGUGUAUUACUGUAUAGUGGACUUGGUUGGUCAUUCUUUUGCAUUAUCCAGCACAAUUUUUUAAUUUCUUUAUUUGACCAUUAUGUAUUAAGAUUUGUUUACUCUGGAUGCUGGUUACCCCUUUUUCUGAUGUCACUUUAGACUUUUUGAUGACUAAUAUUAAACUGAAGUUAAAGAUGCCCUGUGGUAUAUACAUUCAUACAUACAAAGGUCCAUAACUGAGUAAAAAAUAUGUAUAUUGUGGCCUGUUUGGUAAGUGCUGUAUGAAUCUUGUUUAAAUAGUUCACAUACUGCCUGUUAUUUAUAAAAAAAACUGGUAUUGUUGGUGCAUACUUGUGUAAAUGUAUGGUUAUAUUGGCAGUUGCAUGGCAUGUUGUAUUUAUUUGAAGCAGAACCAUUUUCAAAAUCUUACUGUCAUGGCUGCUUAAUUAAAGCCUUAUUGGCAGCCCGAUAGGGAGUGAGUUAGUUUUCUUUCAAAAAUGGAUUAUUCCAAAAACAAAGAGGUUGAAAGCUGACACGUGUUCUGUUUCAUAAUGCAUUUACUAAAUUUAUAGUAUCCGUCUUGGGGUAGUAGGCCUAGAGGGGAUUGUGAUGUGUACUCAUUCAUUCUGCAACAUGUUCAAGUUUUGUUCACAAAAUGAAAAUUAAAAUUGAAUUUGGCAAAUCUAUUUCAUAAUGAAUUCGUCAAAAAGCUAAUUUGAAAUUCAUGGCUAAUAGAAACUUGAAUUUGGCUAAAGGUUUUCUGACCAUUUGCAAAAUUGUUAAGUAUUUUGGUCCUCUGAUAUUCAGAAAAUCUAUUAAAGUAAAAACUGACCACCUAAAAUCUAAGAGGUCGAUUUUUACUUGAAAUGGGAAUCAUGGUUAAAAUCUUAGGGGCAUGUAUAAAUUUUAAAUAAUUUGAAAUAUUCCUUUGUGCUUGCAGAAUACUGGAGAAUGCGUUUUAACAUUCUGGGAAAUGGUUGGAAUGCUUUGAAUCAUAAUUCAAUAUAUUUUGCCCUCUACCCCACAGAAUUGAGUACCCAUUUCAAAAGCCUAGUUAUGCCCCUGUGACCUGUUGCAAAUUUCAAAAUGUAGGUAUAAAAUGUUUACAAAUUAUUACUUCAGGCAAUAAAGUAAGUAUGAGUGUUAUAAAGUACUCUAAUUGCAACUAUUGGUGACAAAAAUGGAUCCUGUGUUUUUAAAAAUCAUUGACUAUAAUUAAAACAGUUAUAUUGUGUAUUUUUACAAUUGGACAUUGCUAGUGCUAUAUGUCUUAUAUAACUCGCAAUGUAAUAUGAACACCAACAGAAGACAGGUUUAAUAUUAAUUCUAAUUUUAACUAAUUGAAGGGCAUUGAAAAACAAUUUUACUUUCCAAAGUGUUAAUCCUAUUGGAAAAUUGAGUGCCAGGACUUAGCGAACAUGAAGAUAUCUGAAAUAAAGAACGUGUAUCAACGUU
Gigantopelta aegis is the source of this 2262-nucleotide messenger RNA. RefSeq names its product CDGSH iron-sulfur domain-containing protein 2 homolog B-like. The coding region runs from base 234 to 683 and encodes 149 amino acids. Gene Ontology annotation, cellular component: intracellular membrane-bounded organelle; mitochondrial outer membrane. NCBI's taxonomy places the organism in Eukaryota, Metazoa, Mollusca, Gastropoda, Neomphalida, Peltospiridae. Gene Ontology annotation, biological process: regulation of autophagy. The record is from RefSeq and is a predicted model, not a curated record. Gene Ontology annotation, molecular function: 2 iron, 2 sulfur cluster binding. The transcript has 3 exons.